Molecule: messenger RNA, 1483 nt
Organism: Pistacia vera
Lineage: Eukaryota; Viridiplantae; Streptophyta; Magnoliopsida; Sapindales; Anacardiaceae
Product: ferredoxin--NADP reductase, leaf-type isozyme, chloroplastic
Exons: 9
Coding region: 142-1230 (362 amino acids)
Molecular function (GO): oxidoreductase activity
Source: RefSeq, a predicted model, not a curated record
CUAUCAAAAACCACCAAAAAAUCUAUACCUUUUCUUUUCUUUUCUCUUCUCACUCACUCCUUCAUCAACCUACUUACUACCUACCAUCUCCAUUACAUUUUUUUCCUCUCUUUUUCUUUUCUUCUUUCCCAUUCAAUUAUCAUGACUACUGCAGUUAGUGCUGCAGUUUCUCUUCCAUCUUCCAAGUCUACUUCUCUUCCAACUAGAACCUCUGCUAUCUCAUCUGAAAGAAUCACCUUCAAGAAGGUUCCAUUCUACUACAGAGAUGCUUCUACAGGAGGGAGAGUGGUGUCAGUCAGAGCCCAAGUCACCACCGAGGCUCCUGCUAAGGUUAAGAAAGAAUCUAAGAAAGAUGAAGAAGGUGUCGUUGUUAACAAGUUCAAACCUAAGAACCCUUACAUUGGCAGAUGCCUUCUAAACACUAAGAUCACUGGUGAUGAUGCUCCUGGAGAAACCUGGCACAUGGUCUUCAGCACUGAAGGAGAGGUCCCUUAUAGAGAAGGGCAAUCCAUUGGGGUGAUUGCUGAUGGUGUUGACAAGAAUGGGAAGCCUCACAAGCUGAGAUUAUACUCAAUUGCUAGCAGUGCUCUUGGUGACUUUGGAGACUCCAAAACUGUUUCUCUCUGUGUGAAACGUCUUGUGUACACCAAUGAGAACGGAGAGAUUGUUAAAGGAGUCUGCUCGAAUUUCUUAUGUGACUUAAAGCCUGGGGCUGAAGUUCAGAUUACUGGACCUGUGGGGAAAGAAAUGCUUAUGCCAAAGGACCCGAAUGCCACAAUCAUCAUGCUUGCAACUGGAACUGGAAUUGCUCCUUUCCGAUCAUUUUUGUGGAAAAUGUUCUUUGAGAAGCAUGAAAACUACAAGUUCAAUGGUUUGGCAUGGCUGUUCUUGGGUGUCCCCACUGGUAGCUCCCUGCUCUAUAAGGAGGAAUUUGAGAAGAUGAAGGAGAAGGCCCCCGAUAACUUUCGGCUUGACUUUGCUGUGAGCAGAGAGCAAAAGAACGAGAAAGGAGAGAAGAUGUACAUUCAAACUCGAAUGGCUCAAUAUGCAGAAGAGCUCUGGGAAUUACUGAAGAAAGAUAACACUUAUGUGUAUAUGUGUGGGUUGAAGGGCAUGGAGAAAGGAAUUGAUGACAUAAUGGUAUCACUGGCUGCUAGAGAUGGCAUUGAUUGGAUUGAGUACAAAAGGCAAUUGAAGAAAGCUGAGCAAUGGAAUGUGGAAGUCUACUAAAUGCUUUAAUUACUUGUACAAAUCACCCCCUUUUUCCCCUUUUUUUUUUCAAGCUACCAUGAAUCUCUAUAAUGAUUUCCUCUUCAUUGUGUAGAUAGUUAAUGUCUAUUAUUUUCUCCAUUUUCCCCCUUCUGUUGAUGAAGCAGUGUAUCUUCCAUUAUCUCUAAAGAAUUUUCAUGAGUUGAGGGAACGUCAUGUACCAUGCAAUAUAUUGCAGCAGAAUACAAAAUGCUUCUUAUGAGUUCUCUUUGUA